Molecule: messenger RNA, 14229 nt
Organism: Gavialis gangeticus (Gharial)
Lineage: Eukaryota; Metazoa; Chordata; Crocodylia; Gavialidae
Gene: DNAH10
Product: dynein axonemal heavy chain 10
Exons: 79
Coding region: 13-13947 (4644 amino acids)
Biological process (GO): microtubule-based movement
Cellular component (GO): dynein complex
Molecular function (GO): ATP binding; ATP hydrolysis activity; minus-end-directed microtubule motor activity
Source: RefSeq, a predicted model, not a curated record
GCCGCCGCCGCCAUGAGCCUGGAGGACGUGCGGGUGCAGUGGGCGCGGCAGCGGGCGCUGAGCGCGCUGGGGCUGUCCGACCCGGCGCCCUUCGAGGAGCUGCUCAACCGCGGCGACGGCGAGGAGGCGGAGAAGCUGCUGCGCUUCCUCAACCGCAGCGACUCGGGCGAGGAGGGCGCGGCCGCCGCCUCCGCUCUGCUGCUGCGCGCCGAGCUGCGCCACGAGGAGCGCGACGUGGAGAUCGAGACAUUGGAGACAAGUGCAUUUGAAGAUGACCAGGAGGAAGGUUCACACAACCCUCUGGAGGAUUAUUUUGACAGCUCUUUGACUGCAGAAGAAAAGAGAGAACGGAGAAGCACUUCAGAAUAUGCAGUCAAUAGAACUCUAUCAAGAAAUCUAUCAAGAAACCUAUCAAGAAAUCUAUCAAUUCAUAUGUCACGUUUGUCUUUUGCGUCACGUUUGAGUGAACUGGAGCAGGGAAUCCUGAGUGAUGCAGGUCGCUUAGUCCGAAAAAUCAUCAAACAGAAAGUUUCCAACCUGUAUUUUCAUCUGGCUCUUGAUGAAAUCCCUGAAGAGUUUCUACAAGAUGAUAUUAUAUUCUUUCUCAGGGAUACAGGAGAAACAAUAACUGAACCUAAUGACAUAACUGAAGCUAACGAAGUUCUGCCUGAAAUGCUAGAGUUUGGCCUACUGAAUGGGCACACUCUCUUGAUGCUAAAAAACGUUUUUGCACAGGUUUUCUUGCCUGCUUUGUCCCAUAAUCAGUUUGAAGCUGAGUCAUCUGCCUUUAGUCCAGACACUGAAAAGGCAGACAUGGAACACAAGCAUUUAACUGAGGCUGACCUGUCUGCAAAAAAGGAAGAGCACCUAGCAGCAUCUCAGAGUUUUCAGAUAAUGAGGAAUGAGUUCUUAAUGAACAUGCAAAAAUUUCUAAGCCACAUUCAACGGACAAUACAACAGAUUGAAGGAGAGAUUAAACUGGAGAUGCCCGCUAUAAAUCUAGAUGCAGAGGUGGAUGAACUUGCUGCAAAUGCCGAAGUAGUUGAAAAACUGGAACACUGUGCAAUGACCUGGCUAACAUUAAUAUCAACAGCUGUUGAAGAACAGCUGAAGAAAGUCCCACAGGGAAAUGGCCCACUGGCAGAAAUUGACCUGUGGCGUGAAAGAAAUGCAACUUUAAGUGCUCUCCAUGAACAAAUAAAGCUGCCAUUAGUGAAAAAAGUCUUGGCCAUACUGAAAGAAGCUGAAUCUGGACUUAAUGAAAACUUGCAGUUGGUCCUAAAUGAACUUAACAAACACCACGUAGAAGCUGCGGAUAAUGUUAGGUUUCUUUCAACUCUGGAGCGCCAUUUGAAGAACUUGACACAUGGCACUGGAUUUAAUGUUGUCUUGGAAACAAUUCGUCCACUGAUGAAUGCACUGAGAAUGGUGUGGAUCAUCUCACGGCAUUAUAACAAAGAUGAACGAAUGAUCCCCCUCAUGGAACGCAUUGCAUGGGAAAUUUCAGCAAGGGUCUGCAAAGUUGUUGAUUUACACACUUUGUUUAGAGAAGAUAGAGCUGCUGCAAAAAACAAAAUGACAGAAGCCAAAAGGACCCUUGAAAUGUGGAAAAUAGUGUAUUUUGAUAUUCGUGCCCAAAUUGAAGCCUCAGGAAGAGAUCAACGAUGGGAAUUUGACCGAAAACGUCUAUUUGAAAAAACAGAUUAUAUGGCUUCAGUCUGUCAAGAUCUGUAUGAUAUUUUGCAGGUUAUUGAAGAAUUUUACAAUAUAUUUGGUUCAGAACUGAAGGCUGUUACUGGUGAUCCAAAGUGUAUUGAUGAUGUACUGCGAAGGGUUGAUGGUCUGAUUAGUCCUAUGGAAGUAUUGACUUUUGACCCUUUUAACAUCAAGUGUUCAUCGCAGUGGAAAUUUGUUAUGGAACAGUUUAAAGCAGAAGUUCUGGUUAUUGAAAAAGAGGCUAAGAGCUUUAUUGAUGAAUCCUUUAAGACUCUUCGGUCAGCGGAAGCUGCAUUCGACAUGCUCUUAAAUUUUAAACACAUCCGCUCUCGAGAUGCCAUCAAUAAGCAGAUGAUGAUGAAAUUCAAUGAUAUUCUUGAUCAGUAUUGUAAAGAGCUUGACAUAGUUAAUGACAUCUUUAUCCAAAACGUCAGUAAUCCACCUUUGUACAAAAAUCAUCCUCCUAUGGCUGGUGCAAUAUAUUGGGCACGAUCUCUUUUUUACCGUAUCAAGCGCACUAUUGUUCGGUUUCAUGAAGUAGAGGAGUUGCUGGCUAGCGAGCGCGGAAAAGAAGUAAAACAAAAAUACCUGGGAGUAGCUAAAAGAAUGAAAGAAUAUGAAGAUCUGAAAUAUGACCAAUGGAGAGACUGGACAGAACAGACACUCCCAAUACUACUGAAAAAGACCUUGCUUGCUAAAGUCCAUCCUUCUGGAGCCAUAAUUCAAAGUAAUCCAGACACCUCUGAGCAGAGCCCAGUCCCAGAAGAACUCAAAAUGGGAGAGAAGUUUAUCCGUUUUUCAGUGAAUUUUUCUCCCAAACUCCAAGAGGUUAUCAAUGAAACGAAAUACAUGGAACAGCUGGGAUUCCCAGUGCCUGAAAUAGCAAGGAAUGUUGCUCUGCAGGAAGAUAAAUUUCUUAAACACACCAAUGGAAUGAAGACUAUGCUGGAUCACUACCACAUAUUAAUGGGAACAUUGAAUGAAGCAGAAACCCAGCUUCUUGGUGAUCACAUUCAAGAGCUCUGGAGAGUAUUUAGAUCAGGAUACAAGAGACUCAACUGGAAUUCAUUAGGUAUUGGUGACUAUGUUAUUCGGUGCACACAAGCCAUUGGGAAGUUUGAAUCGUUGGUACAUCAGGUUCAUAAGAAUGCUGAUGACAUAAAUAACAAGCUUUUAUUAAUUGAAUCUACAAAUCUAUUUAAAUCACCACUCCAGAAAAAUGCUGAUGAACUUCCUGGAGUGAAGGAAUUCUUUGAGCAUAUUAAGCAUGAGAGAAUAAAAGACCUGGAAUACAUGGUUAGAAAGUAUGCUGCCAUUGGACCAUUGCUGACAAAAGUGGAAGGUCUAAUUGUCAACACAAACACUGGCAGAUCUGCAAAACUAGCUUCCUAUUAUGCAUACUGGGAAAAUAAAAUUUAUCAUACUUUGACACAGUUAAUUCUGAAGAAUUUGCAGGCUUUUAAUGCAGCAGUUCUUGGGACUGUCCCCCUGUUCCAAACAGAAACUAUUUUAUCUGCUCCUGAAAUAAUCUUACAGCCGAAUGCCAGCGAAAUUGAUAAAAUGACGGUUAAUUGUGUCAGGGAAUGUGUUGAAGUCACUAAGCAAUUUGUGCGGUGGAUGCACGGCUCCUGUAUUGAGUGCCCACCUCAGCAUGCAGAAGAAGAUGAGCCCAUCACCUUGAGUUUUUUUAAUGACCUCUCUCAGAACCCGGUGAUAAUUGAACAGGCUGUUCUCAUCACCCAGAACGUACACAAGCUCCUGAUUUCUCUCACCAAGUAUCUCAACCGGUGGAAGAGGUAUCGUCCACUGUGGAAAUUAGAUAAAGCCAUCGUCAUGGAGAAGUUUGCUGCAAGGAAACCUGCUUGCGUCACCUUCGAUGAGAAGCUGCAGUUCUACAUGAAGGUUGCCCAAGAAGUGACUCAACAGCCCUUGAUUAAGGAUGAGCAAUGCAUCAGGCUUCAGCUGGGCCCAUUAGCUUACACUGUGCAGGAGAAUGCCAAAGGCUGGGUGAUGUCUCUGGGGAAACUUCUAAAUGAGUCUGCCAGAGAGGAACUCUUCAGUCUGCAGGAAGACAUUGAGAGAUUAUCUCAGAACCUUAGGAAAACACCCGACUCUCUGGAGGAUCUCAAAUUUGUUCUUGGCACAAUUGCAGAUAUCAAAGAUAUGUCUUUGCGUGUGGAACUGAAAUAUCUAGACAUUCAGGAGAGAUACCGUACCCUUGCAGUAUAUAACAUUCCUACAAGUGAAGAAGAGAGUGAGCUGGUUAACAAGAUUAAGGAAAAGUGGGAGAGGCUUUUAUUUGAUGCAACUGAAGUUGAUCACAGCCUUGGAAGCAUCAAAAGGACCUUUACAGAGAUUACAAAGCAUCAGAUUGGAGACUACAGUAAAGAGAUCUCAGACUUCUUCCAUAGAUUUACUACUGAGGGGCCUGGUGGUGUUGGGGAAAACCUUGACAAAGGAUUGGAUCUUCUGGGUGUUUUUCAUAAAGAAUUGGACAAACUUGAGAAGAAUCGUCAGGAAUUGGCUAAUGCUGAGAAACUUUUUGAUCUGCCAAUUACAAUGUACCCAGACUUAAUGAAAGCACAGAAUGACAUGAAAGGUCUAAAGCAGAUCUACGAAAUUUACAAGUCUCAAAAGGCUGCUAAAGAGGAAUGGUCUCAGACCCUCUGGGUAAACCUCAAUGUGCAAGUUCUUCAGGAGGGAAUUGAAGGAUUUCUUAAAGCCCUUCGCAAGCUGCCUAAGCAGGUGCGCAGCAUGCCUGUGGCUUAUCACCUGGAGACAAAAAUGAAGGCAUUCAGAGACUCCAUUCCUUUGCUGCUUGAUUUGAAAAAUGAAGCCUUAAGAGAAAGGCAUUGGAAAGAACUUAUGGAGAGAACUGGCACUAGCUUUGAAAUGACAACAGAAACUUUUACUCUGGAGAAUAUGUUUGCUAUGGAACUUUCCAAAUACUCAGAUGUUAUCAGUGAAAUAGUUGGAACUGCUGUUAAGGAGUUGAGCAUUGAGAAGGGUGUUAAGGAUAUAGUAGACACCUGGGAGAACAUGAAAUUCACAGUACAAAGGUACUUCAAAGGCACUCAAGAGCGAGGCUUUAUUUUGGGCUCCGUUGAUGACAUUAUUCAGAUUCUUGAUGACAACACUGUCAACCUUCAGAGUAUUUCAGGGAGUCGCUUUGUGGGUCCUUUUCUGUCAACAGUUCACCACUGGGAAAAAACUCUUUCAUUGAUUGGUGAAGUUAUUGAGGUCUGGAUGGUGGUUCAGAGGAAAUGGAUGUACCUUGAGAGCAUCUUUAUUGGUGGGGAUAUAAGAUCACAACUUCCAGAGGAAGCUAAAAAGUUUGACAACAUAGACAGGAUAUUUAAAAAGAUAAUGAGUGACACUGUGAAAGAUCCAGUGAUUAAAAAAUGCUGUGAAGCUCCAAAUAGACUUGCAGACCUCCAAAAUAUAAAUGAUGGUCUAGAGAAAUGUCAGAAAAGCUUGAAUGAUUAUUUGGAUUCAAAGCGAAAUGCUUUCCCAAGGUUUUUCUUCAUAUCUGAUGAUGAAUUACUUAGCAUCCUUGGUAGCAGUGACCCACUCUGUGUUCAGGAGCACAUGAUAAAGAUGUAUGAUAAUAUUGCAUCCCUGAGGUUUCAGGAGGGUGACAGCAAUGAAAAAAUAGCAACAGCAAUGAUUUCAGCUGAAGGAGAAGUGAUGGAGUUCCGGCGAGCCGUAGCAGCAGAAGGCAGAGUUGAGAACUGGAUGACAGCCGUUCUGGCUGAAAUGAGAAGAACAAACAGACUUUUAACUAAAGAAGCCAUUUUCCGAUACUGUGAAGAUAGAAGCAGAGUUGACUGGAUGCUGCUGUACCAGGGCAUGAUGGUUCUUGCUGCUAAUCAGAUCUGGUGGACUUGGGAGGUAGAAGAUGUCUUCUGCAAAGUGAAGAAGGGAGAAAAACAGGCCAUGAAACUUUAUGCCAGAAAAAUGCAUCAGCAGAUUGAUGCCCUGGUUACACGAAUUACAAAGCCAUUGAGCAAAAAUGACCGUAAAAAGUACAACACCGUUCUCAUUAUUGAUGUCCAUGCCAGAGAUAUAGUUGAUACAUUUGUGAGAGACAGCAUUCUAGAAGCUCGAGAAUUUGAAUGGGAAAGCCAACUGCGUUUUUACUGGGAUCGGGAGCCAGAUGAGCUGAAUGUGCGUCAAUGCACUGGCACUUUUUCCUAUGGUUAUGAAUACAUGGGCUUGAAUGGACGACUGGUUAUCACUCCCCUUACAGACCGUAUCUACCUAACCCUCACACAGGCAUUGUCCAUGUUUUUGGGAGGAGCACCUGCAGGACCAGCAGGUACAGGGAAAACAGAGACCACCAAAGAUCUGGCCAAAGCGCUUGGUUUGCUGUGUGUUGUAACAAACUGUGGAGAAGGCAUGGAUUUCAAAGCAGUUGGUAAAAUUUUCUCUGGUCUUGCCCAGUGUGGCGCAUGGGGAUGCUUUGAUGAAUUUAAUCGCAUAGAUGCUUCUGUGCUUUCAGUCAUCUCAUCUCAGAUUCAGACAAUUCGAAAUGCUCUAAUGAAUCAGCUAAAAACAUUUCAGUUUGAAGGGCAGGAAAUUUCCCUGGAUGGACGCAUGGGCAUUUUUAUUACCAUGAAUCCUGGUUACGCUGGCCGUACUGAGUUACCUGAGUCUGUAAAAGCUUUAUUCAGACCUGUGGUUGUGAUUGUACCAGAUCUUCAGCAAAUCUGUGAAAUCAUGCUCUUUUCUGAAGGGUUCCUUUUGGCAAAGAGCCUGGCCAAAAAGAUGACAGUGUUGUACAAAUUGGCAAAAGAACAACUUUCUAAACAGCAUCAUUAUGAUUUUGGACUACGAGCCCUGAAGUCAGUACUAGUGAUGGCAGGAGAGCUGAAGAGAGGUUCACCUGACCUCAGUGAGGAUUUGGUACUGAUGAGAGCUCUGCGAGAUAUGAAUCUUCCUAAGUUUGUGUUUGAAGAUGUACCCCUUUUCCUUGGCCUGAUCUCUGACCUGUUUCCUGGCCUGGAUUGUCCUCGAGUCCGUUAUCCUAACUUCAAUGAUGCUGUAGAGCAAGUGCUGGAAGAAGGUGGUUAUGUUGUUUUACCAGUCCAGGUGGAUAAGGUAGUUCAAAUGUAUGAGACAAUGUUAACUCGUCACACUACAAUGGUGGUUGGACCAACUGGAGGCGGAAAAUCUGUUGUCAUUAACACUUUGUGCCAGGCCCAAACCAAGUUAGGAUUAGUGACAAAACUUUAUACACUGAACCCAAAAGCCAUGAGUGUGAUCGAGCUGUAUGGUAUUCUUGACCCUACCACACGAGACUGGACAGACGGUGUUCUCUCAAACAUCUUCAGAGAGAUCAACAAACCAACAGAUAAGAAAGAGCGAAGGUAUAUUUUAUUUGAUGGAGAUGUGGAUGCACUCUGGGUGGAAAACAUGAAUUCCGUGAUGGAUGAUAAUAAGCUGUUAACCUUGGCAAAUGGGGAGCGCAUCAGGCUUCAGGCUCACUGUGCUCUGUUGUUUGAGGUCGGAGACUUACAGUAUGCCUCUCCUGCCACUGUGUCCCGUUGUGGGAUGGUUUUUGUGGAUCCUAAAAACCUGAAGUAUAAGGCCUUCUGGGAGAAAUGGAUUAAACAAAGAGGUAACAAGCAAGAACAAGUUGAGUUAGAUCGACUGUUUGAAAAAUAUGUCCCCUACCUUAUUAGCCUGAUUGUAGAAGGAAUUGUAGAUGGCAAACAAGGAGAGAAGCUGAAGACAAUUGUCCCUCAAACAGAUUUAAAUAUGGUGGUGCAGUUGACAAUGAUGCUUGAAGCUUUAAUAGUGGGAGAGCCUGAUGACACUGAUGUUCUGGAAUGUUACUUCCUGGAAGCUCUGUAUUCCUCUUUAGGUGCCAGCCUUCUCGAUGCAGGCAGAAUUAAAUUUGAUGAAAGUGUCAAACGAAUAUCCUCCAUGUCAACUGUUCAUGAGGAGAAUAUCUUGGCUAAGCCAGGGGAACUGCCAGGUCAGUUGCCAACUUUGUAUGACUUCCAUUUUGACGCUUGUCAAAAGAAAUGGGUGCCUUGGAGCAAGCUAGUUCCUGCAUACCUUCACAAGCCAGAAGGCAGAUUUAUUGACAUUCUAGUUCCUACUGUGGAUACAACACGCACUACCUGGUUGUUAGAAGAGAUGGUGAAAAUCAAACGGCCUGUUGUCCUUGUGGGUGAAUCUGGAACUUCUAAGACAGCAACUACCCAAAACUUUUUAAAAGGCUUGAACCAAGACACUAACUUGCUGCUAAUAAUUAACUUUUCCUCACGCACAACAUCAAUGGACAUUCAGAGAAACUUAGAAGCUAAUGUAGAGAAACGUACAAAGGACACUUAUGGCCCCCCCAUGGGAAAACGCCUUCUGGUUUUCAUGGAUGACAUGAAUAUGCCAAGGGUUGAUGAAUAUGGUACACAGCAGCCAAUUGCCUUGUUGAAGUUGCUGUUGGAAAAAGGUUCCGUGUAUGAUCGUGGUAAAGAGAUGAACUGUAAGCUUCUUCGAGACCUUGGCUUUAUUGCUGCUAUGGGAAAGGCUGGAGGAGGUCGUAAUGAAGUUGACCCUCGCUUUAUUUCACUCUUCAGUGUUUUCAAUGUACCUUUCCCUUCUGAGCAGUCUUUGCAUUUGAUUUAUGCCUCCAUCCUGAAAGGCCACACUGCGGCUUUUAAUGAAUCUAUCGCGAUUAUCUCUGACAAGAUGACAUCCUGCACUUUGGAACUUUACAAAAUGAUUGUUCGUGACUUGCCCCCAACACCUUCCAAAUUUCAUUACAUAUUUAAUCUGCGUGAUCUCUCCAGGAUCUACAACGGUCUUCUUCUUACCACCCCAGAGAGGUUCCAAACAGUCAUGCAAAUGGUGAGAGUCUGGAGAAAUGAGUGUCUGAGAGUUUUCCAUGACAGAUUGAUUAAUGAAGCAGACAAGAUACUGGUACAAAGCCACAUAAAGAGCUUGAUAGAAGACAAUUUCAAAGAAGAUUUAGAGCCAGCCAUGAGAGACCCUGUUCUUUUUGGAGACUUCAGAAUGGCACUGAAUGAAGGGGAACCUCGCAUUUAUGAAGACAUUCAAGACUAUGAUGCAGCAAAAGCUCUCUUUCAGGAGAUUCUUGAGGAGUACAAUGAAGUUAAUACUAAAAUGAAUCUCGUUCUCUUUGAUGAUGCCUUGGAGCAUUUAACCCGUGUGCAUCGCAUCAUACGGAUGGAUCGUGGCCAUGCCCUGCUUGUAGGAGUGGGAGGCUCGGGCAAGCAAUCCCUUGCAAGACUGGCUGCGUACACAGCUGGAUAUGAGGUGUUUGAGAUCGUUCUGAGUCGAGGGUAUGGAGAAAACAAUUUCCGGGAAGAUUUGAAGACUUUGUAUCUGAAGCUUGGUAUUGAGAACAAGUUGAUGAUUUUCCUGUUUACAGAUGCCCAUGUGGCAGAAGAAGGUUUUCUGGAGCUCAUCAACAACAUGCUAACUUCAGGGAUGGUCCCAGCACUUUUUCCUGAUGAUGAAAAAGAUGCCAUACUAGGUCAGAUUGGUGAUGAAGCUGCCAAAGCUGGAGUGAGCCCUGCUAAAGAAAGUGUCUGGCAGUAUUUUGUAAAUAAGAGUGCCAAUAAUCUUCAUAUUGUCCUGGGGAUGUCACCAGUUGGCGAUACCUUGAGAACACGAUGCAGAAAUUUCCCAGGUCUUGUCAACAACACUGGUAUUGACUGGUUCUUGCCCUGGCCCCCACAAGCUUUGUAUGCAGUUGCAAAGUCAUUUGUUGGGGAGAAUCCUCUGGUCCCAGCGGAGAACACGGAGUUUGUGAUUGAACACAUUGUCACGGUGCAUGAAUCUGUAGGGGAUUUCAGUAAGAAAUUCCUGCAGAAGCUGAGACGUAGCAACUAUGUAACUCCAAAGAAUUACCUUGAUUUUAUUAAUACCUAUUCAAAACUGCUGGAAGAGAAAAAUCAGUUCAUUUUAGCUCAGUGCAAACGUCUGGAAGGGGGAUUAGAUAAACUGAAGGAGGCUGCUGUACAGCUGGAUGAGCUAAAUCAGAAACUAGCAGAGCAGAAGAUUGUGUUAGCUGAGAAGUCAGCUGCCUGUGAGGCUUUGUUACAGGAGAUAGCAACUAACACAGCAAUAGCGGAGGAGAAGAAAAAGCUGGCUGAAGAAAAAGCUGUGGAGAUAGAAGAACAGAAUAAGAUAAUUGCUGUGGAAAAGAAGGAUGCUGAAACGGCCCUAGCUGAGGCUAUGCCUAUUUUAGAAGCUGCUAAAUUAGAGCUGCAGAAGCUUGACAAAUCUGAUGUCACAGAGAUUAGGUCAUUUGCUAAACCCCCCAAACAGGUGCAGACUGUGUGCGAAUGUAUCCUCAUAAUGAGAGGCUACAAAGAACUGAACUGGAAGACAGCCAAAGGAAUGAUGUCAGAGGCAAAUUUCUUGCGAUCCCUAAUGGAAAUAGAUUUUGAUGGAAUCACUCAGAGCCAGGUCAAAUCCAUCCGAGCUCUGUUAAAGAAUCUAAAUACCACAUUUGAGGAAAUGGAAGUUGUUAGCAGAGCUGGAUUGGGAAUGCUGAAAUUUGUCGAAGCAGUAAUGAGCUACUGUGAUGUAUUUAAAGAAGUCAAGCCAAAGCGAGAGAAGGUGGCCAGGUUGGAACGAAACUAUUUCUUAAGUAAACGUGAACUGGAAAAGAUACAGGCAGAGCUGACGACAAUUCAAAAUGAGCUGAAGGCUUUGGGGGACAAGUAUGAAGCUGCAAUAAGGGAGAAGCAACAACUGCAAGAAGAAGCAGAGAUUAUGGAGAGGAGACUUAUUGCUGCUGACAAGCUCAUCUCUGGUUUGGGCUCUGAAAAUGUAAGAUGGACAAAGGAUUUAGAGGAGUUAAAAAUGCGAAAAGUGAAAUUGCUUGGAGACUGUCUGCUCUGUGCCGCCUUCCUGAGCUAUGAAGGGGCAUUCAACUGGGAGUUCCGUAAUGAAAUGGUGUAUAAGGUGUGGCAAGAGGACAUCCUUUCACGUGAUAUCCCCCUCAGUCAGCCCUUCCGAUUGGAAAACCUCCUGACAGGCGAUGUAGAGAUCAGCAGGUGGGGUUCUCAGGGUUUGCCCCCCGAUGAACUCUCUGUUCAGAAUGGCAUUCUGACUACAUGUGCCAGUCGCUUCCCCUUGUGCAUAGACCCCCAGCAGCAGGCACUGAAUUGGAUCAAGAGAAAGGAAGAAAAAAACAACCUGAGGAUGGCAUCUUUUAAUGAUCCAGAUUUCCUUAAACAGCUAGAAAUGGCCAUAAAGUAUGGAAGUCCCUUCCUGUUCCAUGACGUUGAUGAAUAUAUAGAUCCUGUCAUAGACAAUGUCUUGGAAAAGAAUUUUAAAGUGGUGCAGGGCCGAACGUUCAUCAUCUUGGGUGAUAAGGAAGUGGACUAUGACAGUAACUUCAAAUUGUACCUGAACACUAAGCUUGCUAACCCUAAAUAUUCACCAUCAGUAUUUGGGAAAGCCAUGGUUAUCAAUUAUACUGUUACUCUAAAAGGCCUGGAAGAUCAACUGCUUAGCGUUAUUGUGGGGUUUGAAAGAAGAGAGCUAGAAGAGCAGAGAGAACAUCUCAUUCAGGAAACCAGUGAGAACAAAAACUUGCUAAAGGAUCUGGAAGACUCUCUCCUCCGCGAGCUGGCGACUUCCACAGGAAACAUGUUGGAUAAUGUGGACUUGGUGCAUACCCUGGAGGAGACAAAAUCCAAAGCUACUGAGGUAUCAGAGAAACUUAAGCUGGCUGAGAAGACAGCCAUGGACAUCGACAAGCUGCGAGAUGGCUACCGACCUGCUGCGAAGAGGGGUGCCAUUUUGUUCUUUGUCUUGUCUGAGAUGGCCCUGGUCAACUCCAUGUAUCAGUACUCCUUGGCUUCCUUCUUAGAGGUAUUUGGAUUUUCACUUCGAAAAUCCAUGCCCAACUCAGUUCUUCCGAAGAGGCUACAAAAUAUCAUGGAUACACUGACGUUCAACGUCUAUAACUAUGGCUGCACAGGCUUGUUUGAGAGACACAAGUUACUUUUUUCCUUUAAUAUGACUAUCAAGAUAGAACAAGCUGAUGGCAGAGUCCCACAGGAAGAACUUGACUUCUUUUUAAAAGGGAAUAUCUCAUUGGAGAAGAGUGCACGGAAGAAGCCAUAUACUUGGCUUUCAGAUCAAGGCUGGGAGGACAUAAUGCGCCUGUCUGAACUGUUUCCUGAGAAAUUUGAGUCUCUUUCAGAUGAUGUAGAGAAAAAUCCAGAUGUAUGGAAAAAUUGGUAUGACCUAGAUGCCCCGGAACAAUCGCCAUUUCCCAUGCACUACUGCAACAGUCUCACACAUUUUCAGAAGCUCCUGCUUUUGCGGUGUUUCCGAGUGGACCGGGUGUACCGUGCAGUGACUGAUUACGUCACUUUGACAAUGAGUGAGAAAUACGUUCAGCCUCCUGUGAUCAGCUUUGAUGCUAUCUUUGAGCAGAGCACUCCUUACUCACCAGUUGUUUUCAUCCUAAGUCCUGGGUCCGACCCUGCCAGUGACCUCAUGAAGCUGGCUGAACGGACAGGCUUUGGAGGAAGCAGGCUCAAAUUCCUUGCCAUGGGACAAGGACAAGAAAAGGUUGCACUGCAGUUGCUGGAAAAUGCGGUGGCUCGUGGACAGUGGUUAAUGUUGCAGAACUGUCAUCUCUUGGUGAAAUGGCUGAUUGAUUUGGAGAAGGCCUUGGAGAAGAUUACAAAGCCUCAUCCAGACUUCCGCUUGUGGCUAACAACUGACCCAACCAAGAGCUUUCCUAUUGGAAUACUUCAGAAGUCUUUGAAGGUUGUCACAGAACCACCUAAUGGUCUGAAACUGAACAUGAGAGCCACUUACUUCAAAAUCCCCCAUGAAGCCCUAGAGCAGUGCCCACAUCCUGCUUUUAAAUCUCUAGUCUAUGUCUUGGCAUUUUUCCAUGCUGUGGUUCAGGAGAGGAGGAAGUUUGGGAAGAUUGGCUGGAAUGUACCAUACGACUUCAAUGAAUCAGAUUUCCAGGUAUGCAUGGAAAUUCUGAGCACAUAUUUGACCAAAGCUUUCCAGCAAAGCGAUGAUAAAAUCCCCUGGGGCAGUCUCAAGUAUCUAAUUGGAGAGGUCAUGUACGGUGGGCGUGCGAUUGACAGCUUUGAUCGCCGCAUCCUGACCACUUACAUGGAUGAGUACUUGGGAGAUUUCAUCUUUGACACCUUCCAGCCUUUCCAUUUCUAUAGAAACGAUGAGGUGGAUUAUAAAAUCCCAGCUGGGCAGCUAAAGGACGACUUUGUGGCGGAGGUAGAAUCUCUUCCACUUGCUAACACGCCAGAGGUGUUUGGACUUCAUCCUAAUGCUGAAAUUGGAUAUUAUACACAGGCAGCUCGAGACAUGUGGUCUCAUCUCCUGGAGCUCCAGCCGCAAACAGGUGAAUCUGGUGCUGGAAUCAGUCGAGAUGAAUAUAUUGGACAGGUUGCCAAGGACAUAGAAAACAAAAUACCGCAAAUAUUUGAUCUUGAUCAGAUAAGAAAGUCUUUGGGCACUGACAUUUCACCUACAACAGUGGUGCUGUUACAGGAACUGGAACGUUUCAACAAACUGAUUGUCCGUAUGGCCAAAUCACUGGCAGAGCUACAAAGAGCCUUGGCUGGGGAAGUUGGAAUGAGCAGCGAGCUAGAUGAGGUGGCUCGGGCGCUCUUUAAUGGACAGAUCCCUAACAUCUGGAGAAAGCUGGCCCCGGACACACUCAAAACACUUGGAAAUUGGAUGGUUUACUUCAGGAACAGAUACAAUCAGUACACGUCUUGGGUCACUGAGAGCGAACCAAAUGUGAUGUGGCUUGCUGGACUACACAUUCCGGAGUCGUAUCUCACAGCUCUUGUACAAGCCACAUGCAGGAAGAACAGCUGGCCACUGGAUCGCUCCACUUUGUACACACACGUGACUAAGUACAGCACUGCUGAGGAGGUCACCGAGCGCCCCGGACAAGGAUGUUUUGUUUCUGGUCUGUAUCUGGAAGGAGCAGACUGGGACAUUGAGAACAGCUGUCUCAUCAAGAGCAAGCCCAAAGUCUUGGUGGUAGAUUUGCCUAUUCUAAAGAUCAUUCCUAUUGAAGCUCAUAGACUCAAGCUACAGAACACAUUCCGGACCCCUGUAUACACAACUUCCAUGAGAAGAAAUGCCAUGGGUGUUGGCUUAGUUUUUGAAGCAGACCUUUUCACCACAAAGCACAUUUCCCACUGGGUGCUGCAAGGGAUUUGUCUCACUUUGAAUGCUGACUGACACCAGAAAACAUCAACUGCUGGAUUUUCCAUGCACAGAAUCCAUUGCUGGCACAUGAAAUCACUUUGCACCAAAAAGCAUCAGGUCAGUUUUCCGUAGCUCAGCGUGUCAGGGGAGUUCAAAAGAGUUGCUUUAAAGAGGACGGCUGACAGAGAUUUUUUAAAUUAAAUAUUUGCAGCAGUUUUUACUAAGCUGGUAGGCUUUAGCAGUACAAAGUGCAUCUGAUUUUGCUACUUCAACUCUGUUAUCUAUGUUUGAAAAAAAUAAAAGGGACAUCAGCCA